Messenger RNA from Syngnathus acus (greater pipefish), 1823 nucleotides. RefSeq names its product slit homolog 2 protein. The record is from RefSeq and is a predicted model, not a curated record. Lineage: Eukaryota; Metazoa; Chordata; Actinopteri; Syngnathiformes; Syngnathidae. The transcript is spliced from 6 exons. Gene Ontology annotation, molecular function: protein binding. Bases 359 to 1432 code for a protein of 357 amino acids. Gene Ontology annotation, cellular component: plasma membrane.
UGGUGGAAACAGAUGGCUGGAGGAGACAACAAGUCCCCCUCUCCCCCCAGGCGGCAUCAAGAGAAAAUGGGAGGGAUGGAGGUUGGAUGAAGAGAUGCCAGUUUAGUGGAUGAGAGGAAACAUUUGGUGAUUGGAAGGGAUUAAGAGAUUACUGACACAGCUGACUGGCUGCACCAAAGUCUCUCUCAUCAUCAACAUCGUCGUCAACAUCAUUUGGUCUCUUGCUGGAAUGUUUUCUGCAACAGGAUGGAGUCCUUCAGCCGGAAGGGUGCCUCCUUGGUGACUUUAAGAGUUGGUGAAGUGAAGUGCAGAAUGUAACCAUUACUCUUCCACAAGUUCUGCUUUUCUCCACCGAAGCAUGCGUCUCCUCGGCCUUCUUCUACUCGGUUGGCCUUCCUUCUUUUUCCCUUGGGUGGCGUGCACACGGUUAUGUCCCCGCCGCUGCCUUUGUUACGAGCACAGCGACUUGGUGGAUUGCCGUGAGCGUGGGCUGGAACACGUUCCCAGGGGUCUCCCGCACGGCACCUGGCUCCUGGAGUUGGGAGGAAACAAUAUGAGUGAAAUUUGUAGCAGAGCCUUCACUGGGUUGUGGUCCUUACGGGUGCUGGUGCUGGCUAACAGUCAGAUAGAAGCUCUUCAACCACAGGCAUUUUUUUCACUGUUUUACCUGGAGAAGCUGGAUCUCAGUGGGAACCAGCUUACUAGUCUACCUGCUGACUUCUCAGUGAGCCUGUCUGGACUCAAGGAGCUGCGACUGGAGCGCAACAACUUACAUCAUCUGUCUGCAUUCAGCUUUGAGUAUCUGGACAACGUUGAGAAACUGGACCUGAGUCGUAAUCAUCUAGUCUCACUGGGCCCGGGUGUGUUCAGGGGGCUCACAAGGCUCAGGCAGCUCUACAUGCACAACAAUAGACUCUCCGUAGUGCUCCAAGGGAGCCUCGAUAUGCUGCCCGGACUGGAGGUGCUCCAGCUGAGUCACAACAACAUUUCCCGGAUUGACACGAAGGCUCUGUCUCCUCUCUAUAACUUGGCAGUUCUCGCUCUGGAGGGAAACAACCUGCGUCACUUGAAAUUCAAAACCUUCCUCAGUCUUCACACAACAGCGACGCACAUCCAGCUAGCAGGGAACCCUUGGAGUUGCGAUUGUGAUCUGCACCGCGUCUUCAGCAAGAUCCUUCACGUUCGCCAUCUCCACAUCGACGACUACCGCAACGUGACCUGUCACCAGCCGCCACAGCUGGCCGGGGCUUCUCUGGCUUGGGUAGACAGCCAAUUGUGCAUCGCAGAGACCGCCACCGUACUGGUCAUCACCGUCACCGUGCUGGUCACGGUGGUGGCAGCCGUGGUCAUGGCAGAACGCAACAGGAAGAGGAACCAUGGCAAGAACUGGGACACUGAAUCCCAAAACCACACACAAGGUCCUCCAUCCUGAGAGCAAUGUCACGACUGAGCUGGAACUGGGUUAGACCCUGGAAUGGGCUCAAGUUAACAUCAUGCACAUUUAGUCACAUUGAUAUAUUAGGUUUAGAACAACAAAAGUUAUUAACUGUAGAAAAAAAAUCGGGAUAAUCGAACCACCAAAACACUAAUUCCGAUUAUUUCUCCUGUCACACAAGACACAAUAUUUUACUAUAUUAUUUUUAUUAAUUUGUUUUAUUAUUUAUUUUAUGUUAUUAUAAUAUAUUAUAUUGCAUUAUAUUUAAUACACGAAACUUAAACCAUGAAAGACUUAUCCAUUGUUCAACUUCAUCACUGGGAUUUUACCAUCUAAAAGACUUUGUGAAAAGAUGAAAAAUAACUGUGUUGUAUUUUUGUGCAACCAU